AGAGCACGUCUUGGAUGAACAGCUUUGCUCCACGUGGGUUCACUGUUCUCGCAUGUUAAAACUCAGGUGAGUUCUGCCGGAUAGGCUAAUGUGCUGUGACUGUCCCGCCUCCUCAAAUCAGGUAAUGAAAACAAACCGACGCUGACACGACACACCUGUUGAAUGAGGAUUAGCAGGUAAGCAGCCCAUUCCUCGACCAUUGUGCGUUUGUUAUCAUAACAGUCUGAACGCGUGGCACUUUAUAGUUAGCUUUAAAACCGGACAUCAGGAUGGUGAGCAGUCAAGUAAAGGUCACAGGGCGCCAUAAGCCACCUAAAGACACCAAACACAGCGACUAUUCCUGUGGCGGGUCACCGCUGCCAGCAGAACCUCCUUCAGAUGCAAAUAUACCGAAUCUACCGAUACCGACCCAGAAAGCGUCAGGGGGCAGUAAAGCCAAGAACAGCUGCCAAACAGGACCAAAAAAACACAAGUCCACUUCUGAAGAGAAAUACCUCGGAGUCCGAGUGAGAAUGCCAGUACGGGACAUGCUCAAAAAUAUACGGAUAGCCAAGGGGAUUGACCCUAAAGAUCUGCAGGGAAAACAUUCUAAGGCAUCUAAAGGGGAUAAGAAACGAGUUAACACGGGUGGAAACCGGAGACGUUUUCUGAAACAUCAAACAAAAAGUCUUGAGGAGCUUGCGAUUAUAGUAGAAGUGUUGGAGGAGGAUCUUAAGACCUGUCAGUCAUACAGAUUGCCAAACAAAAGCCCUUCAGCUUCAUACUCUUCAGAGUUCUGGGUUGAAGAUGCAUCUCCACAGGGUUUCAUGAACACAAAUGGCCAGGCGAAUGAGAUACCUUUGUCUCCAAGCUACUCAGUACCGUCUGAGACCUCCCCUGUCCACUCUGUGUCCAGCUCCUACCCAUUCCCAACUUACAGCCAGGGUGCCGAUGUUUUCUUGGGGAAUCAGGAAGAAUAUAGCAGUUAUGAGUCAGAUAACUACAGGUAUGAUGGUCUAUAUGGAACGAGCUGCUCUCCUGCCAACUCCUGUGAAUACCAGGUGCCCUCCCCACAAGAGUCAUUCAACGCCAGUCCCAACCUAGAAGUCUGGGAGGUUUCCUCUCAAAAGAUGAACUGUCCACAAUGGCCACAUUCUCAGCACGAGGAAUGGAGUGGUAUGACCUUCUUUUUGACUCAACUGGAAAGAGAGGAGAAUCUGCUGCAAGGGAUAUCUGACCAAGAGCUUCUUGCAGUAGACGAAAAUGGAAGGAUUCUUUUACACAGAGUUGUUGAGGAGGGAAAGAGAUCCCUUGUGUAUGUUAUUGCCAGAAGGAUGGCGGCUCUGAAGAAACUAGAUAUCAGAGAUUCAGAGGGAAAGACUCCCCUUCAUCUUGCUGCACAGAAGAAUCAACACUUCAUGGUGGUUGAUUUGGUGUCACUUGGUGCAAAUAUCAAUGGGAAGGACCGAUAUGGGAAAACAUGUCUUCAUCUCAGUGCAGAGAAUGGAUAUAUUCGAGUCCUGGAGGUCCUGAAAUGUUUAAUGAGAAACGGUGUAUAUAUUAAUUUGGAGGAAAGAGAUGCAAAUGGGCUCAGCGCGCUGCAGUGUGCGGCAGUAGCCCUUAACCACACAGUGCGGGAGCUGGAGCUGUGUGGACCUGCAGGAUGGGUCAGACUGCACACCCUUCGCAAGGAGCAGAUGAUAGAAACGCUAGAGUGCCUCCUUCAAAUGGAGUGCUAUUUACACACUCCGGCCAGAAACAACAUGAUUUAGAAGCGGUUUGGCUACAUGUGUGGCUGCUUCUGGCAAGAGUUGUUUUCUCUGUCAAGCCAGGCAGUGCUGUUAACUGACGGUAAAUGUUUUUGAGUGAAUACAAGAUUUUACCUGGCAUUGAAGACAAAAUUUACAUGUAUGUAUGUAUGUGUGUGUGUAUGUGUGU
Molecule: messenger RNA, 1917 nt
Organism: Sinocyclocheilus anshuiensis
Lineage: Eukaryota; Metazoa; Chordata; Actinopteri; Cypriniformes; Cyprinidae
Product: NF-kappa-B inhibitor zeta-like
Exons: 10
Coding region: 270-1751 (493 amino acids)
Biological process (GO): regulation of gene expression
Cellular component (GO): nucleus
Molecular function (GO): POU domain binding; DNA binding
Source: RefSeq, a predicted model, not a curated record